Molecule: messenger RNA, 1233 nt
Organism: Solea senegalensis (Senegalese sole)
Lineage: Eukaryota; Metazoa; Chordata; Actinopteri; Pleuronectiformes; Soleidae
Gene: cep43
Product: centrosomal protein 43
Exons: 12
Coding region: 109-1134 (341 amino acids)
Biological process (GO): microtubule anchoring
Cellular component (GO): centrosome
Molecular function (GO): protein binding
Source: RefSeq, a predicted model, not a curated record
AGAAGAAGGAAGCGGUUGUAUUUGUUUUUGUCAGCAGGUGCUAGCAGGAGCGUCAGUAGCGUCAGUAGCUUUAGCUCCCCCCUCCUCCUCCUCCUCUUUAUCUUAAUCAUGUCUGCCACAGAAGACGACACGGAGCUUCGGGACCUUCUCAUCCAGAACCUGGAGAAUAACGGAGUCCUCAACAAGCUCAAGGCAGAGUUGAGGGCAGCGGUGUUCCUGUCCAUGGAGGAGCAGGAUAAAGUUGAGAACAAAAGUCCUCUGAUCAAUGAAAACCUGAGGACGUUUCUCAGCUCUGAAGACGGUCGUCUGGUGGCCAGUCUCAUCGUGGACUUCCUGCAGGUUUUCAACCUGGACUUCACCCUCGCCGUCUUUCAGCCAGAAAUCAACAUGCUAAACGGUCUUGACAGCCGAGAAGUGGUCUGCAGAGAUCUGGGUCUGUCAGAAUCUCAGUUGAAUAGGAACUCUCCUGUAAUGCUGGAGCUCGUCAGGAGGGGGCGACACAAACUGGGCACGAGUCAGGUCAUCCAGGACUCUGGUGAUAGCCACACCCCUGAGGAGAAGGUCACCUCCCCACCCGUCAUUAAGGAUGCUGUGAGGCAGCAGCAGCAGCAGCAGGACGACAGGUCGUCUUCCCCAGGUCUCGGUCUGAAGGAGAAUCUGGACUUGGACCUGGAGGUGGAGGACGACCUCGAGGACGGGGACUCGUUCUUUGACGACCCGCUGCCCAAACCACAGAAGACCUAUGGCUGGAAGGCAGAGUCUUCUGCACUAAGAGAAAGUCCUGCAGGGUCCCAGAGUGAGGCAGCGCCCCCUGGAGGAGGACGCAGCAUGUCAGAGCAGAGCCUCAGCAGGAAUGGAGCGUCAGAGUGCAGACACACAGGAGUCAAAGACCUCAAGUCCCUCAACGACAAAACUGGAUCUCUGUGUUUAGAUGACGACGUUGAAUAUGACGACGAUUUCAACAGUCACCGUUCAGAUUUGUCAAAAACUGACUUCAGUAUCGGUGAAGAGAUCGAGGAAGUCUCCAUCGAGGGACCAGACGGCAGCAACCAGCUGGAGGACAGCACUCAGGACCUCAGUGUCUCUCAGCUCAGUUUCAGUCAAGGAGCUGAUUACAUGGAGGACGUGUCCUGACUGUCUCAGCAUGCACCUGUGUGUCUGUGUAUCUCCAUUGACCUCAGUCUGUCCAUUGUUAGAAAUCUUAUCAAAAAUAAAAUGUUUUUUUUAUACUGA